Molecule: messenger RNA, 1147 nt
Organism: Salvia splendens (bonfire salvia)
Lineage: Eukaryota; Viridiplantae; Streptophyta; Magnoliopsida; Lamiales; Lamiaceae
Exons: 2
Coding region: 8-730 (240 amino acids)
Source: RefSeq, a predicted model, not a curated record
CUCCGUCAUGACUUGGCUUCUCAAUAGCCUAGAACCAGCCAUCAGUCAAAAUAUCAUGUGCUUGGAUAGUGCCAAAGCCAUGUGGGAUGCUCUACGGGAGAUGUUCUUCAAUGACAAAAACGUUUCUCGGGUAUUUGAAUUAUAUGAGAAACUUUUCUCUCAUACUCAGGAUACUCAGUCAGUCAAUGAUUACUUCUCUACCUUGAAAGGCCUCGCUGAUGAGAUCUUAGUUUAUCAUCCUCUUUCCUGUGAUGCCACAACAAGAGCAAAACAAUGGGAGGAAUUCAUGGUAGCAAAAUUUUUGUCAGGUCUUAAUGCUGAUCUCCAGCCACUUCGAGAUAGCUUAAUGGCUAGUGAUGACAUUCCAACGUUGUCUAAUGCGUUGUCUCGCGUUCUUCGUGUCUCCACCGGGCGUACGGAAUCCACCUCGUUUGAUAAUUCAGCUAUGUCUGCUCGCGGUCGAGGUUCGUAUGGUGGACGUGGCCGUGGACAGGGACGUGGCCGAGGUCGAGGACGAGGGUUUCAUGAUCGACUAUGUGAUCAUUGUGGUCGUUCGAAUCAUGAGUCUGAUAAGUGUUGGAAGAAGUUUGGCAAACCAGAUUGGGCUAAUAACAUUGAGUUUGCUGCGCCAAGUUCUUCAUCUACUACUACUGAUGCCUCUACCUCUGUAGCUGCGUUUGCUGUGUCUCCUGGACCUGCAGACGAAGAGGACGAUUGGUGGAGGACAUGAGCGUGGCGGUCUGUACUACUUGGAUAAUGUUUCACCUGUCUCUCCUAGUGCUCUCUCUGCUGUUGUGUCUCCAUAUCAGUGGCAUUGUCGUCUUGGUCAUCCGUCUUCUGCUAGUCUUCGUAGUUUAGUUCCAGUUGCGUCUGUUGAUUUUAAUUGUGAGUCAUGUGAGUUGGGCAAACACCAUCGCACUUCCUUUCCUUCUCGAGUCGAGACUCGUAGCUCUUCUAUUUUUGAUUUAGUUCAUUGUGAUGUUUGGGGUCCGAGUAGGAUUGAGUCCAGAGGGGGUUUCAAGUAUUUUCUAAUUCUUGUUGAUGAUUAUUCCCGUAUGUCAUGGUUGUAUUUGCUUAAACACAGAAGUGAAGUCCCUACUGUUCUAAAAUCUUUUUAUCAUGAAAUAAAGACCCAAUAUUCUGUUGA